This is a messenger RNA of Triticum turgidum subsp. durum (durum wheat), 1788 nucleotides long. Lineage: Eukaryota; Viridiplantae; Streptophyta; Magnoliopsida; Poales; Poaceae. The record is from the annotation of a GenBank genome assembly.
AUGAACAAGUUGCCAAGAUUAUUUGGGAGUCUGAAGAAUCUGCUCCAUCUUGAUUUAUCAGGUUGUUAUAUGGUUGAUGGUGUACAUGAAGCUUUGGUCGGUCUUACCAGUCUGCAACAUUUGAAUUUACAACAUACACAGCUCAGUUUGCUGCCAGAUGAUCUGACCAAGCUCCGGUAUUUAAACCUAUCUGGAUUGACAAAGAUAGUAGUUGAUUCCUCUGGGACAUUCAGUUUUCUCUCUGAGACCUGGGACAUUCUCACCAACCAGGUAUGCAGAAUUAAUCUUUCAGAGCUAGAGCAUUUGGACUUGUCUGCAAAUUAUCAGAUGAAAAGAAUACCAGAAAGUAUUUGUAGCAUGACCAAACUGCACACAUUGGACCUCUCGGGUUGCACAAAAUUGGAGAAAAUACCCGAAAGUAUAUGUACAGUUGGUAGCUUGAAGUUUCUUUAUUUAGAGGAUUGUUACAGUCUUGAUGAAAUACCUCAACUCGGUAGCAGUGCAAUAUCGUUACCACACUUUGUGGUGCGUGCUGGUAAUGAUGGAUCUAGCAGCAAUCUUGUCCUGCUAAAGCCCACAGAUCCUUCUGAGUUGGAGAUAACUAAGCUUGAAAAUGUGAAGUCCGCAGGAGAGGCACAUAGUAUAAAAUUAAUGGAAAAGCAAAGCAUUCAGAUGUUGAAACUGGAGUGGACUCAAGGUGUUGACAGAUUUGUGGAUGACAAAAUGUUGCUGAAAAAACUAGUGCCUCCAAGCACAUUGAGGGUGUUGGAGAUAUGUGGUUAUAACAGUGUCAUCUUUCCAGGCUGGGUAGUGGGCCAACUACCAAACCUGGACUCACUGGUUCUCAUAGAUAUGCCAAAUCUGGAAGAGUGGGACACUUCAUACUCCACCGGUGAGGAGAAGGUGUUAAUAAGAGUGCAAAUACAUGGUUGCCCCAUGCUAAGGAUGAAAGGGCCUCUGCCUAAAGCUAACAUAUGGGAGAUAAGAUGCAGUGAUAAUGUGUUAUCAUCAUGGGAUGAGUGCAUUGUGUCACACACUAAUGCUUCUUCGUCUUCUUCUAAAGUAACUACUAAGCUGUCAGUUAGAGACUGCAAGGGGCCUCACCAAUGGAGGUGGCUUCAACACUUCCCUGGACUCACUUAUUUGUCUAUUAACAAUUGUGGCGAUCUAACCGGCUCACCAGAUAUCAUCCAACUACUAUGCUCUUUGGAGGAACUAUGGCUAGAAGACGAAGACAUGGACGAACUGCCAAUAUGGUUGGGUGAGCUCCCAUCUCUAAAGAAUCUGACUAUACAUAAUAGCAAUGGUGUAAAGGAGUUGAACGAGAACAUGAGGCAACUCACAAAGCUUAAAUCGCUAGAACUGGGCUUCUGCAAAAGCAUAUCUGCAGUGCCACAUUGGCUAGGCGAAUUGACCUCUCUCAAGAAACUUGAGAUACAUAACAAUGAAGGCUUGAGGUCCUUGCCGGCAAGCAUACAACGACUCACCAGCCUCCAGGAAAUGGUACUUAUUAACUGCGAUGCAUUAGAGCACGUGGUUCCUGAAUCAGAGGAGGGUAAGAUGAAGCUGGCUGACAACCAACAAAGUGAAUCUGCUCUGCCCACCUCUCUAAAGAGUCUUUGUCUGAGUCGAUGUGUUGGUAUCAAGUCUUUUCCUGCAGGAAUACAUCAACUCACUAACCUCCAAUACCUAGAAAUAACUAGGUGCCCUGGACUAAAGGAAUGGUGUGAAUUAGAGGAGACCAAGAUGACGCUGGCUCGCAUAGAAAAGAAGAUUAUUGAGUUCUAG